UUUUUUUUUCUUCCGAUCGUAGGUAUGUCAUGUUGAAAUUGAACUUGCAUUUGCAUGUUGCAUCUGUCCGUGGUCUUCCAUCGCCGCUCGCUCUCUAAGAAUCUCGCCCGCUAUGUUUCCUCCCGCACGGGUGAAGGGGACCAGACCCUGCGUGGCUAUGCUGGCACGGCUGGCUAAUCUGUUUUUGGUGGCUUUUUAUCCAUCUCACAAAGACUCAAUGCGAGGAAGAUGCCCCUGCUGCAGCCCGCAGCUUGCAGUCACGCCCACAGUGGAGCCAGGCCGCAGUAAACAUCCCCCGAGCUGCAGUGGCCAAGUGGGAGAAUCGAGAAGGUCCCGUCCUUGACAGCCCGCUAUCGUCGAGAUUGCGUCACACUGCUUGGGGUCUCCCAGCACAGAAUUCGGGGUCGGUUCCAUUCAGGCAAGGUAAGGAAGCUGGGGGGUGUUUGCGCGCGAUAAGGCCAAGCAAACUUACCUGCCCGGACCUUAACUUACACUAGUGCUCAGAGCUACUAAUCUUACGUACAAACAACAAAAAAUUCCACACGCGACCAAUAUCAACGGAAAUUCCAGAAUAACAGCGACAUCUAGCGAACAGACGUCAGAAGAUUUGUUCAGUUUCCUUGCAAUCCCGGAAGAAAAUCAACAAGCUUCAAACACGCUCACCUUCAAUUGAGACCCCUCAGCCUCAUUGCGGAAGCCUCAAUUCCUGCUGUUUUAGCUUCCCGUCAUCGCCACGCAGACAAACGAAUCACGACGGACACCUCGCCGUGUCAUCUCGGAUCACGCCGCUUGGACAGACACCCACAGACGACACCAACCAUCUGACCUUGAUAAACCUCGCACACCCGGGCCCGAAGCCCACACGUUCAUCACCGAAAGUCAGAGGCAAGCGAGCAGCCGUCUGUCCGCUUGGCUCCUCUCUCUCUGUCAUCCAUUCCCACUGCAUCUUAGAGUUUCUGCGCCAGGUCCCACGAGGACACUACCGGAUGCAUGUCGCCCAGCGGCGAACGCCUCAAGGAUGAGGGCUCCCGUCUGCAGGUUGUAACGGCCGGCGCCACCGCCGGCUUGUUUGCUCGCUUUGUCAUUGCCCCCCUCGAUGUCGUCAAGAUCCGCCUGCAGCUGCAGACGCACUCGCUCUCCGACCCUCUGUCGAUCCGAUCAGCCAGGGGCGGGCCCGUGUACAAGGGCACCCUGAAUACCAUGAGGCACAUCAUCGCCAACGAGGGCAUCACUGGCCUAUGGAAGGGAAACGUCCCCGCCGAGAUGAUGUACGUGUGCUACUCGGCCGUCCAGUUCACAACGUACCGCACCACGGCGCAGUUUCUCAAGACCGCCUUUGACAACCGCCUACCGAACGCCGCCGAGUCCUUCAUCGCCGGAGCCGCUGCCGGCGCGGCCGCCACGACAGCCACAUACCCCCUCGACCUCCUACGAACCCGAUUCGCGGCGCAGGGCAACGACCGGGUGUACACGAGCCUCCGGCGCGCGGUGGCGGAUAUUUAUCGGGACGAGGGCCCGCGCGGCUUCUUCCGCGGCCUCGGACCCGGCGUGGCGCAGAUCGUCCCGUACAUGGGCAUCUUCUUUGCAUUGUACGAGGGCCUGCGGCUGCCGCUGGGCGAUCUGCACCUGCCGUGGGGCGGCGGCGACGCCACGGCCGGCGUCGUGGCCAGCGUGCUGUCCAAGACGGCCGUCUUCCCGCUCGACCUGGUGCGGAAGCGCAUUCAGGUCCAGGGGCCGACGAGGGCGCGGUACGUGCAUAAGAACAUUCCCGAGUACCCUGGUGCGGUGCGCGCCAUGCGCAUCAUUUUCGCGAAAGAGGGUGUUCGCGGGCUGUAUCGGGGUCUCAUGGUGAGUCUUAUCAAGGCUGCGCCGGGGAGCGCGAUCACGGUGUGGACGUAUGAGAGGGUUUUGAGAGUGUUGCAGAGACUUGAUGGCUCUGAUGACCAGCGGUUUUGAGCCACUCUAGAUGGACGAGGAAGAGAGUAAAGGAUACACCAAAAGUUGCGCGUGGGCUAAAAAAAAAACAUGAUACCCCUUUUUAGAGAACGGGAAUGGGAUAGAGAGUUCCCUUGUACAACAAUCUGAAGGUUAUAGAGGCAUCCUUCACAUAUAGAUAAGACGUAAUACACAAAGGCACAUUUGGUGCGUCAGGAG
Messenger RNA from Colletotrichum scovillei, 2154 nucleotides. RefSeq lists its product as uncharacterized. Gene Ontology annotation, biological process: transmembrane transport. The coding region runs from base 991 to 1956 and encodes 321 amino acids. NCBI's taxonomy places the organism in Eukaryota, Fungi, Ascomycota, Sordariomycetes, Glomerellales, Glomerellaceae. Gene Ontology annotation, molecular function: transmembrane transporter activity. The transcript has 3 exons. The record is from RefSeq and is a predicted model, not a curated record.